Molecule: messenger RNA, 1473 nt
Organism: Candidozyma haemuli
Lineage: Eukaryota; Fungi; Ascomycota; Pichiomycetes; Serinales; Metschnikowiaceae
Gene: ARO8
Product: bifunctional 2-aminoadipate transaminase/aromatic-amino-acid:2-oxoglutarate transaminase
Exons: 1
Coding region: 1-1473 (490 amino acids)
Biological process (GO): aromatic amino acid catabolic process; L-tyrosine biosynthetic process
Molecular function (GO): aromatic-amino-acid:2-oxoglutarate transaminase activity; pyridoxal phosphate binding; L-2-aminoadipate:2-oxoglutarate transaminase activity
Source: RefSeq, a predicted model, not a curated record
AUGUCCAAGCCACAAGCCAAAGAUCUCUCGCAUUUGUUGUCUGAGGAGGCAAAGUCCAGAAAGAAUUCUCCAUUGAAGGGUGCUUUCAAGUACUUCAACCAGCCCGGAAUGACCUUCUUGGGUGGUGGUUUGCCGCUUUCCGACUACUUUCCGUUCAACAAGAUCUCGUUGGAUGCACCAAGUGCUCCAUUCCCACAUGGUAUUGGUGUCCAGGCCACUGAGGAGGACAAGACUGUCAUUGAAGUGUUCAAGGACAAGUCCAAGAAUGAUCCAAAGAACAAGGAUGUGGAGUUGUCUAGAUCUUUGCAGUACGGUUACACUGAGGGCCAGCCAGAGAUCCUUGACUUCUUGAAGGAGCACACUGAAACCAUUCACAGAGUUCCUUACGAGGAUUGGUCUUUGAUUGCCAGUAUCGGUAACACCCAGUCGUGGGAUGCUGUCUUGAGAACCUUUGUUACCCGUGGUGAUGCCAUCUUGGUUGAAGAACACACUUUCUCUUCCGCUUUGGAGACUGCCAGCGCUCAGGGCAUCCACACCAUUCCUGUUGCUAUGGAUAGCGAGGGUCUUCUCCCAGAUUCCUUGGAGAAGGUUUUGGACCAAUGGGUUGGUGACAAGCCAAAGUUGUUGUACACCAUCUGUACCGGUCAGAACCCAACUGGCUCUUGUUUGAGUGCUGAGAGAAGAAAGGCUAUCUACAAGCUUGCCCAGAAGCACGAUUUCAUCAUCAUUGAGGACGAGCCUUACUACUUCUUGCAGAUGGAGCCAUACACUGAGAACUUGGACGAGAGAUCUAAGAAGCACGUCCACUCUCACGAGGAGUUCGUCAAGGCCUUGGUGCCAUCUUUUCUUUCCAUGGAUACCGAGGGUCGUGUUAUUAGAUUGGACUCGGUUUCCAAAACCAUUGCUCCAGGUUCGAGAUUUGGUUGGAUUGUCGGUCAAGAGAAGUUGUUGGAGAGAUUUGUUAGAUUGCACGAAGUCUCCAUCCAGUGUCCAUCUGGUUUUGCCCAGUCUGCUUUGAACGGUUUGUUCCAGAGAUGGGGCCAGAAGGGUUACUUGGACUGGUUGAUUGGCUUGAGAGCCGAGUACACCCACAAGAGAGAUGUGGCCAUUGAUGCCUUGCACAAGUACUUCCCUAAGGAAGUUGUCCAGAUCUUGCCACCAGUGGCUGGUAUGUUCUUCAUUGUCCAAAUCGACGCCAGCAAGCAUCCAAAGUACAAAGAACUUGGAGAGAGCCCAUUGAAGGUCGAGGAGUCCAUUUAUAGAAAGGGUUUGGAGAAGGGAACCUUAAUUAUUCCAGGAUCGUGGUUCCAAGCCCACGGUCAGACCAACCCUCCCCAGCCACCAACUCCUAAGGAUCCAGCUCUCAACAAGUUUAUCUUUUUCAGAGGUACCUACGCUGCCGUCCCAUUAGACGAAUUAGAAUUCGGUUUGAAAAAGUUUGGUGCUGCCGUCCACGAGGAAUUUGGUUUGUAA